Molecule: messenger RNA, 633 nt
Organism: Porites lobata
Lineage: Eukaryota; Metazoa; Cnidaria; Anthozoa; Scleractinia; Poritidae
Source: the annotation of a GenBank genome assembly
AUGGACCACAGAUUAUACAGGGAGUUGAGUUCUUCUGAUGACACAUGGUACUGUACGAAUUGCUCUUUUCCCUUCAAUUUCACGGAUUCGUUCUUCGAGGAACCUGUCACCAGCGAGGAGGCUCCUGUCACUAUCACACUGGAGUCCAAUCCAACCGACAAUGUUACUACCGGCAGGCAAAGCUUGUUUCCUAAAGUUUUGGUUUUGAAUGCCAGAAGUAUACGGAACAAGGUGUUUGAUUUACAGGCAUUAUUGCUUACCGAUUGCGUGGAUAUCACUGCAUUGACCGAGACCUGGCUUGAUGAUAAUUUUCUUGACUCUGAACUCCAUCUUAAUGAUUACAAUAUCUUCAGGAAGGACAGGUCUAAUCGUUGCGGUGGUGGAGUGCUUCUGGCUAUCAAGGAUCAGAUUUCCUGCAUACAUAGGACAGACCUGGAAACGGAAUCUGAGAUGUUAGCUCUUGAAAUUUAUCCAAAUCCUACUUGUAGUAUUCUUCUCGAGGUGUUUUACAGACCUCCGAAUGCAGAUGAAUCAUUCUUGUCUGAUUUUAGAUAUUUCCUGGAUAAAUAUUCAGGCACUGGCUUAACAAACUUAGUAGUUGUAGGAGACUUCAACUUUCCUAACAUCGAUUAG